Molecule: messenger RNA, 990 nt
Organism: Magnusiomyces paraingens
Lineage: Eukaryota; Fungi; Ascomycota; Dipodascomycetes; Dipodascales; Dipodascaceae
Exons: 1
Coding region: 1-990 (329 amino acids)
Biological process (GO): L-leucine catabolic process; ketone body biosynthetic process
Molecular function (GO): hydroxymethylglutaryl-CoA lyase activity
Source: RefSeq, a predicted model, not a curated record
AUGCUGAAACUUAAAAAUAGAGGUAUAUUAAACGUUUUCAAAAUAUCACCUCAAUUGAGACCAUUUAGCUCAAUUUCUCAAAAUUUUGUUAAAAUUGUUGAUGUUUCCCCACGCGAUGGCCUUCAAAAUGAAUCCACUAUAGUGCCAACAUCAGUUAAACUUGAGCUUAUUGAUAGACUUACUAAAGCUAACAUCCCUUCAAUCGAAAUAACUUCCUUUGUAUCCCCGAAAUGGGUACCUCAAAUGGCUGAUGCCAAAGAUAUUUUGCGAUUUGUAUCGUCAAAAUAUGAAGGGAAUGGAACUUCCUAUCCAAUUCUUAUACCUAACACUAAAGGGCUAGAAAGGGCUCUUGAAACAGGUAUAGCUAUUAAAGAAAUAGCAAUUUUUGGUGCAGCCUCCGAAGGGUUUAGUAAGAAAAAUACAAACACGAGCGUUAACGAAGGAAUAAGAAUCCUAAAAGAGGUUGCAGAUCUAGCUCAUUCAAAUGGAAUUAAAGUCAGAGGGUAUCUUUCGACUGUAAUUGGAUGUCCAUAUGAUGGACCAACAGAUCCAAAAAAAGUUGCAGAUUUGUCUCAACGUUAUUUGGAAGAGAUUGGAUGUUAUGAGCUUUCUCUUGGUGAUACCAUUGGAGUGGGAACUGUCAAAACUACAGAAAAAAUGUUAAUGGAAGUUUUCAAAAAAGUUGCACCAUCAAAAAUUGCGAUUCAUGCACAUGAUACUUAUGGUCAAGGUGUUGCUAAUGUAUUAAAGGCUGUAGAAAUGGGUGUACGAGUGGUAGACGCAAGUGUGGGCGGUUUAGGUGGAUGUCCUUACGCACAAGGAGCAACUGGAAACGUUUCAACAGAAGAUAUCGUGUAUUCCCUACAUAAUUCUGGUUACCAAACUGGAAUUGAUUUGGAUUUUCUUUCAAAAACUGGUGAAUGGAUAUCUACAACAAUAGGUCGAUCAAACGGAUCUAGGGCUGGUAAAGCAAUAGCUUCAAAGCUUUAA